Messenger RNA from Neoarius graeffei (lesser salmon catfish), 2515 nucleotides. Its product is annotated as heterogeneous nuclear ribonucleoprotein U-like protein 2. The coding region runs from base 143 to 2278 and encodes 711 amino acids. The record is from RefSeq and is a predicted model, not a curated record. Gene Ontology annotation, molecular function: protein binding. Gene Ontology annotation, cellular component: membrane. The transcript is spliced from 14 exons. Lineage: Eukaryota; Metazoa; Chordata; Actinopteri; Siluriformes; Ariidae.
CUGUUGAAUUUUCCUGAGCAGCCAUUUGCUAUGUGUUUUGUUGUCACGGAAACACUUCGAAAUACGUUUAUAGAAGUUAAUUUUAACAUUUGAGGUUUUAGUAUUUAUUUUUUUUAAAGUUAGAUCCUUGGUGCAGGUCAGUAUGUUGUUGGAGGACGUGAAGAAGAUGAAGGUGUCGGAGCUGCGGGCCGAGCUGCGAGAGCGGGGACUCGACCCCAAAGGGCUGAAGGCUGAGCUGGUGGCUCGGCUCCUGUCAGCCAUCCGCACUCCAGAACCUGACACACGUGCGGGGUUAGAACCUGUAGACCCGGAAGUUGUCCAGACUGCAGAGGAAAGCCCUGAACUGACCACACCGACAGCUGUGGCAGCUUCAGGAGACAAGCAGCAGACUGUGGAUCAGAACCAAUCACAUCUGGAGGAAGUCAGGAGCAGAACCCAGUCCUCUGUUGAUCAGAGCACACAGACAGACAGUGAGCCAGCAGUCAGCAUCCUCCAGGUUGUGUGCUCCUGUUCUCGCAGGACAGAAGGAGCAGGGCAGCUGGAAAGACAGUCUGUCCUCACCAGAAGUCCCAGAUCUGAUGUCCAUCAGGAGGAAGUCCAGACCACACCAUCACCACCACCACCACCACUGUCCACCAGUCAUCAGUUACCCCAUAUGGCACCUGUCACUGCGGAAACCGGAACGGAAAAGCAGGACGAGUCUCAGAAUGUAAGCAGAACUGAUGGAGAGAGGGGUCGGGAUUAUUACGAGUUUAAAGAGGAGAUUCAGUAUAUAAGAGCCAAAACACCAGAGCCCUGUCCUGCAAGUGAGGAUGAGAUGGAAAUCGAUGAUGACACGGUUCGGCUCGAUCCCUACAACAGUGACCUGCAUUUUAAAGUGGGUGCAGAUGGGAGCAGCGGUCAGCCUUUACUCUGGGAGAAGUUCCCUCUGCUGCAUUCAGGAUGUAGACUGACCCACGGCUUUACUCUCGGAAAAAUGGGAUUUGAAGUCAAGUAUGUGAAGAGAUUGUCAGCAGCUACGGUUACGAGUGACCCUGAACCUUCUGCUCUCAGAGUGGGCUGGUCUGUGGAUGGCUCCAGCCUUCAGCUAGGAGAGGAGGAGCUGUCAUUUGGAUUUGAUGGAGCAGGCAAAGCAGUGACGGGGGGAAAGAUGGAAGAAUUUGGCGAGCCAUUUGGCGAGGGUGAUGUCAUCGGCUGCUAUGCGUUCAUCAGCGACGGAGGAGAGACAGAACUGUCUUUUUCUAAAAACGGCCACUUUCUCGGCGUGGCGUUUCGACUCACUGGCUCUGCCCUGGCAGGUCGUGCACUCUACCCACACGUCCUGUGCAAAAACUGUUCCGUUUCCCUGAACCUGGACUCUCAGGGUGAGACCUGGUAUCCUGGUCCUCCGGGGUACUGCCCUUUACCAGUGCUUCCAUCUGCACAUCGGACUCAAGCUCCACUUCCUCCAGCACACAGGAAGGACUGCGAGGUGCUGAUGAUGGUUGGCAUGCCAGGUUCUGGAAAGAGCUACUGGGCUGAGAGCCACAUGGCCAAGAACCCAGAGAAGCGUUAUAAUGUACUAAGCACAAACGCCAUCCUUCACUGCAUGAAGCUGCCGAGCCCAGAACACAAGAAUCUGAUGCUGCAACAGGCCACGCAGUGUCUCACGCACCUCAUUAGAAUCGCAGCAACUAAGAAGAGAAACUUCAUCCUGGACCAGGCAAACAUUUACCCAUCUGCUCAGAGGCACAAGCUAUUGAGUUUUUCCGGUUAUCAGAGAAAGGCGGUGGUGCUCGUCCCCUCGGAUGAGGAGUGGAAGAGACGUCUGCAGCAGAAAGAGCAGAGCGAGGGAGCAGUGCUGCCUGAAAUGUCACUACUAAAAAGCAAAGCGAGUUUCACCCUGCCGGAGCAGGGCAGUCUCCUGGAGGACGUCCUGUUUGUCGAGCUGUGCAGCGAAGAAGCCCAGAAACUCCUCGCAAGCUAUAAAGACGAAGCCACGCGUCUCCUACCUGCACCUACACGCAAGAGACUCAAAAAACGUCCCCAUAAACGUCCCAUUGAAGCACCUGAACUGAGCCAAAGCUGCAGUCAGUAUGCACAGCAGUCACAGUGGGGAUGCUUUAAACAAAAUGGAUGGAACUUUCCUGCUUUUUCUCAGUCUUACGGUUAUAACAGCGAUCCACAGCAGUACAGAGAUUACUAUCAGCCCUGCACCGAACAGUGGAACCUGGGAAGCCAAAAUCAGAGCUAUUAUGGCAACCAGAGCUAUUAUUUUGGCAGCCAAGUUUUUUGGUAAAUCAUAACAGCAACUGAAUUAAAUCAUAGAGGUUUUUUUUCUCAUUCAGAUGGCAUUGGACUUUAUUUUGAACAACUGUUUUAGACUUUUUACUCCUCCGAGAAGUAAAGAAGCAUUCUGGGUCUAAUGCUGUCGUUCUGAACAGUCCAGCAAAAGUGGGGGGAAAACAAUCAUGAUGAUAAUUUGUUUUAUAUGUAUUUUGUACCAAAAAAAAAUAAAGUCCCAACUUCUGUAUCA